AAACUAAGAUAUACAACAACUAAAUAUUUAUACACAUCGCAAAAUGGCCAAAGACGCCCAAGUUAAAGAUGGCUCUGCAGCAGUGGAAGUACCCGCACUUGAAGUUGUAACAGUGGAGUACUGUCCAAAUUGUGGAAUGCCGUACGAUUUCUGUGAUUUUGGCGAUAAGUGGGAGACUGGAGAGUGCAGAACUGAAAGCGCACGCAGGUAUCCCGAAAUAUUUGGCUCACCUGAGGAUAUAGCGGAGCAAUUGCUUAAAAUAUCAGUAUCUCCGCCACCCGUACAACGUAAGAAGAAGCCAGAAGUAAGGCAGGAAAUAACAAUACAACGAAGUACGCGAUCUAAGCGUAAAAUAGUCACAACAAUAUCUGGUUUGCACUUGUUUGGUGUCAAACUAGAAGUAGCUGCCAAGAUGUUCGCAAAACAAUUUGCAUCCGGUGCUGGAGUAGUAAAGGGAGUGCCUGGUCAAAUGGACCAUAUAGAUUGCCAGGGCGAUGUCGAGGACCAAGUCAUCGAUUUGAUACUGGCACAGUACCCCGAAAUAACACAAGAAGUGAUAAUAAGGCUACCGUCAAAAGUAAAGUGAACUUUCAUGAAUUGUACAUAUGCCGAUAUGUUGCAAAAAUUAGAGCGAUCGCUGUUUGCGAUAGGACUGGACUUGAAAAACGAGAUUCAACGAGAUGGUGAUAAAAUUGCGCCCUUUACAUGCUGUUCAAUAUGGAAGUCCGCGCUAUCUUUGCGACAUGAAACCAUAAGCACCCGGGCCUCGGAAGUAGAGCUCUCGUUAAUUAACAUGAACACAUCGUCAGGUAAAACUAAAAUGUGAGACUGCCUGGGACAGUGUAAUCGACUCUUGCCCACAAGGUUAAAGCCAUCAUAAAAUAACUUCCGAUCGUCGGACUCAAUUACAACAAGGACCAUAACACCACGAGUAUUGACCAUAGGACCAAACCGAGAUGAUGGGCCUAUAUGCAUAAUCCCAUAACCAGCUCCACUAGGAUGGUUGAAGAGCGGAGUGCAACUGGCAUCACCAAAUUCAACACGGGAGUCAGAUGAGGCUUCCAUAGAUGAAGUGUCCAGUACUUGCACAACAGCGGAAUCACUAGCAUCAGAUGUCAACCUAGACAAGAGUGACUCGGAAGAAUCCUUAAUCCUGGUAGCCUCUUUGGGAUCACGAGUAAAUGAGAAGCGCUCAGUACUAUCUUUAGCUGCAGCCUAAAUUGGGAACUAUUAUGGAACUUACAUUUAGUACUAGCCUUAACUUGCGAUAGCCUGCCUUUACGAGCACCAGGAACCUUUUGUUGCCGAGGCUGCGAUGGUUUUUUAACAGGCUUAGUAAACGGCUCAGGGUCAUCAAUCACUUUUAUAGGGG
This is a messenger RNA of Babesia bovis T2Bo, 1372 nucleotides long. Its product is annotated as translation initiation factor SUI1 family protein. Gene Ontology annotation, biological process: formation of translation preinitiation complex; translation reinitiation. Gene Ontology annotation, molecular function: mRNA binding; translation initiation factor activity. Lineage: Eukaryota; Apicomplexa; Aconoidasida; Piroplasmida; Babesiidae. The transcript has 3 exons. The record is from RefSeq and is a predicted model, not a curated record. Bases 44 to 586 code for a protein of 180 amino acids.